Messenger RNA from Microcebus murinus (gray mouse lemur), 1498 nucleotides. The record is from RefSeq and is a predicted model, not a curated record. NCBI's taxonomy places the organism in Eukaryota, Metazoa, Chordata, Mammalia, Primates, Cheirogaleidae.
GAAAAUCUCCCUGGUAACGGCCGCGUGGGCACAGCGGCGGCAACGGCGGCGGCGGCAAGAUGAAGAUCGAGGAGGUGAAGAGCACGACCAAGACGCAGCGCGUCGCCUCGCACAGCCACGUGAAGGGGCUGGGGCUGGACGAGAGCGGCCUGGCCAAGCAGGCGGCCUCGGGGCUCGUCGGGCAGGAGAACGCGCGAGAGCCGUGCGGCGGGAUCGGGGAGCUGAUCAAGAGCAAGAGAUGCGCCGAGCUCAGCCUCCGACUUCUUGGCCCCCGGGGCGUGGGCAAGACGGCCCUGGCCCUGGCCAUCGCACAGGAGCUGGGCACCAAGGUCCCCUUCUGCCCCAUGGUGGGCAGCGAGGUCUACUCCGCCGAGAUCAAGAAGACCGAGGUGCUGAUGGAGAACUUCCGCAGGGCCAUCGGGCUGAGGAUCAAAGAGACCAAGGAGGUUUACGAAGGCGAAGUCACCGAGCUAACCCCGUGCGAGACCGAGAACCCCAUGGGGGGCUACGGCAAGACCAUCAGCCACGUGAUCAUCGGCCUCAAGACGGCCAAGGGCACCAAGCAGCUCAAGCUGGACCCCAGCAUUUUUGAAAGUCUGCAGAAGGAGCGAGUGGAGGCCGGAGACGUGAUUUACAUCGAGGCCAACAGCGGGGCCGUGAAGAGACAGGGCCGGUGCGACACUUACGCCACGGAGUUCGACCUGGAGGCCGAGGAGUACGUGCCUCUGCCCAAGGGCGACGUGCACAAGAAGAAGGAGAUCAUCCAGGACGUGACCCUCCACGACCUGGACGUGGCCAACGCCCGGCCCCAGGGGGCCAGAUCCAUCCUGUCCAUGAUGGGGCCAGUGGUGAUGAAAGCCAAAGAACAGAGACACGACAAGCUGCGGGUCGGCGAGGAUCAAUCAAGGUGGGUGAACAAGGUACAUCACCAGGGCGUGCGGAGCUGGUGGCCGGGCGUGCUGUUCGUGGACGAGGGUGCCACAUGCAGGCAUCGAGUGCCUUCAACCUACCUGCACCGGGCCCUGGAGUCCGUCCACGUCGCCCCCAUCGUCAGUCUUUCGCCCUCCAACCGGGGCAACUGCGUCGUCCGGGGCACCGAGGACGUGACGUCGCCCCACGGGAUCCCGCUGGACCUGCUGGACCGCGUCAUGAUCAUCCGCACGAUGCUCUACACCCCGCAGGAGAUGAAGCAGAUCAUCAAGAUCCGGGCGCAGACCGAGGGCAUCAACAUCAGCGAGGAGGCCCUGAACCACCUGGGCGAGAUCGGCACCAAGACCACGCUCAGGUACUCGGUGCAGCUGCUGACCCCGGCCCACCUGCUGGCCAAGAUCAACGGCAAGGACGGCAUCGAGAAGGAGCACGUGGAGGAGAUCAGCGAGCUCUUCUACGACGCCAAGUCCUCCGCCAAGAUCCUCGCCGACCAGCAGGACAAGUACAUGAAGUGAGGCCGGGCCGGCCUCCGCUCCCCGGCCUCCACACCCCCGGGCCUCCGCUCCUG